GUUAACUUUAAUUAUUGUCAAUAUACAAAAUACAGACGUCAAAAACGUGUUCAAAAUGAGAAAAAUCAUCGUAAAAAAAUCACUGAUGGUUUUAAUAUACUUCGAGAACUGAUUCCCUUUGG
This is a messenger RNA of Racocetra persica, 122 nucleotides long. The record is from the annotation of a GenBank genome assembly. NCBI's taxonomy places the organism in Eukaryota, Fungi, Glomeromycota, Glomeromycetes, Diversisporales, Gigasporaceae.